AUGUUCAACGGGAACGCAGAAUUUCACAGGUCAGCGUUGCGAAAGCAACAAGAUGUAGGAACUCUCUACGAUGACGGCCCUGGUGUCGACAAGUUCGAAGCAUUUUGGGGUGUUUUGGUUGACAAGCGGUAUCAAGGUCUGGGAGACGAAUAUCGAACACAUUCGAACCGUCCGAACCACUAUUAG
Phytophthora nicotianae INRA-310 is the source of this 186-nucleotide messenger RNA. RefSeq lists its product as hypothetical. Lineage: Eukaryota; Oomycota; Peronosporomycetes; Peronosporales; Peronosporaceae. Bases 1 to 186 code for a protein of 61 amino acids. The record is from RefSeq and is a predicted model, not a curated record. The transcript is spliced from 2 exons.